Messenger RNA from Haliotis rufescens (red abalone), 1991 nucleotides. Its product is annotated as dopamine receptor 1-like. Gene Ontology annotation, biological process: adenylate cyclase-activating adrenergic receptor signaling pathway. The record is from RefSeq and is a predicted model, not a curated record. Gene Ontology annotation, molecular function: G protein-coupled receptor activity. Bases 682 to 1839 code for a protein of 385 amino acids. Lineage: Eukaryota; Metazoa; Mollusca; Gastropoda; Lepetellida; Haliotidae. Gene Ontology annotation, cellular component: membrane. The transcript has a single exon.
UUGAUCCGCGCACGAAGCUGUUUCAAUCGUUCUGCCCUUACAGUUUCACGUCUGUCGUCUGCUCUCUUACAAGUGGCGCUAAAAUGAGCAAUGUGGACGGUUGUGGUCACGUCAGUGACUAUGUCUAAAUCGAUAAGGUCCCAAAUUCCGAUAAUAAGUCAUUGACAACUACUGUUGGCGAGCCAGGGUGUGAUUCAACGUGUCACGCCACUUACAUUGCUGUCCUCACCACAAACUAGGUUCUCGGCAGAAAACCAGCAGAGUAAAGUGGUUGUGCGCACAGCACGCCUGCUGUCACUCAUUUCUCGUGCGCUACUGAGGCAUAAGCCAGUCUUCACUCGGACGUUAGUGGUCCUUCGUGGAACUUCAGAUGCAAGUUACAGGCUGCCAUGUAUGAUGCUUUGGGAUUCUUGGAAGGAAUUUUCUAAGUCAGAUGGUUUUUUUUGGAUACCAUGAUAUCAUUUGACAUCGCAAUAGUUAACUUGUAAAUUAUCACUACCACAACUACACGUCGGUGUACCUCAAGCAACCAUGGAUUACAAGAAACAAUCUCCUGAUUGUUACUGCUUUUAACCAGCCUGGAGCACGGACUUUUUCGCUGUGUCAACGCCUUGUCAGUAAGUCAGCACUACCAUCGUUUUACAGUGGUCUCUUGUUCCAUUGGGUACCUACAAUACUGAAAUGUCUGGUAACUGGUCGCCAACACAUGCCAACUUGUCCCAUAGUCUCAUUACGAAAUAUAACUUAACUGAAAAAGUUUUGAUUGGAACGUUUUUGUGCAUAUUGAUUGUUGUAGCAAUUGGUGGAAACAUGUUAGUGUGUGCAGCAGUGUUUACAGACAGAAAGCUGAAAAGAAAUAGUAACUUUUUCAUUGUGUCUCUUGCAAUCGCUGAUUUGCUUGUUGCCAUCAGUGUAAUGACAUUUGCUGUGGCUAAUGAUAUCCAAGGAACAUGGGCUUUCGGCAUUGAAUUUUGCAAUAUAUGGAUAUCUGCUGACAUAAUGUGCUCAACGGCAUCUAUUCUGAAUUUAUGUGUUAUAAGUUUGGACCGCUAUAUUCAUAUCAAGGACCCAUUACGCUAUGAAGCGUGGAUGACAGGGAAAAAGACAGUGUGUUUUAUUGCUACAGUGUGGAUUCUGUCAUUGCUAAUUUCCUUCGUUCCAAUUCACAUGGGAUGGCAUUUUAGUUCCGGAAAUCAUCAACAAGAUUCUUUAGCAUCUGAAAGCUGCAUAUUUGAAUUGAAUCCCAUCUAUGCUGUUGUGUCAUCAACAAUAAGUUUCUACAUUCCAUGUAUUGUGAUGCUUUCAAUAUAUUGUCGUUUGUACAUGUAUGCCAAAAGGCAUGCAGACAUAAUUCGAAGAACUCACACAGCCGAGAGGUUUCAGACCCCCCAGCAGGCGAGUGACGCCGCUGGCAAACAAGGAGGUAGUUACAGGUUAUCGGACCACAAAGCAGCCGUCACUCUAGGCAUCAUCAUGGGAGUAUUUCUACUCUGUUGGUUUCCAUUCUUUGUAAUGAAUCCCAUUGCCGCAUUUUGUCCGACGUGCAUACCUGAUGUUGUGUUCAAAAUACUUACCUGGUUAGGUUAUGUCAAUUCAUGUUUAAAUCCUAUUAUAUAUAGCAUAUUUAAUCAAGAAUUUAGAGAAGCUUUCAGAAAGAUUUUGUUUCCAAAAUGCUUGCUGGAAUAUCGGAGUAAAUCCAACCUGAAUCAACGCCAAAGUAGGAAAGUAAGGAAAUCGGAGUAUGCACCGCCACUGGUUGAAAACGGUACACAGCAGCCUGGUUACACAAGGAAAAACAGCAGAGAACAUUUGUUUUCAGACAAAAUUACUGCCCUGUGAUUCUACAUUCCUUAAGUGGGUGUAUACUCGUUUCUAUUGUAUAUCACCAUUGUACUCCAAGAAUAUAUGCAAGUAUCUCCUCGGACUUAUUAUUUCAUUUCAUAUAAAAGCAAUUUUAUUUUUCUUAUUACUGUUUUUCAUGCGUUAUUCGA